CAUUUCUCUAAAUGAAAUGCUCUUUUAAAUAAACAGUUUAUAUAUUAAGAAUAGUGAAAGAUUUCUCUCGAUAAGAAGUGGGAAGCUAGAAAGAAAAAUGGGAGACGGGUUUUUAUGGGGCAGGCACCAUCUGUGGAUUAUACGAAAAGGUAACACACACCAAAAAGAUAACACAAUUAUUUGUUUCGUUAAAGUUUUGAAAUUGACAAUAUUGUAUAAUGUUUUAACAAAAAAGUGUUUAGUAUAUAGGUCUUUACAAAAGAAAUUAAAAGAAACACAUUCGAAAACUUUCAUCUAUUAUCUUUGGAUCGGAUCCAUGAAAUAGAAACCUAAAGGAAUCAACGUUAUAGCUAGGACCGUUUUAACUGCAUGUAAAGAGACAUACAGAGGUUCCUAUGUUUCCACAUCUUUGAUGGAAGUUUUCCAAUAAAAGCACACAAAAUGUGGUCUCUAGUCUAUACCUUAAUUUAGCUUAUAUUCUUUCCUCCAAAAAUGAUAUUGACCAACGACUUGAACUCCUUGACUUAUGUAAUUUUUGGUCAACACUAUUACUACAAAUUGACCCACGUACAUACUAAAAGAAAUACACAACAUAAUUACAAUAUUUUAAUGUUGACAAGAUAAAAAGAACUUUAUGUUAAUAAUACGAUGUUAGAAAACGUAUUAAACUAAUAACAUAGACCUAUGAUGAUCUCCCACCCCUAAGUUUGUUUAUUUAGGGAAUAUCGUACCACAGAAAAUCACUUGGAAUUGGAUAACACUAGUUUUUAGGUUUUUCUUUAACUUUUGUUUUCCUUUAUUUAUUUUUUAUUUUAAGAAAAAAAAAAUGAAGAAGAGAGGGCUAUAUAUAGCAGAGCCAUUCCCGCCGUGUCAGUCAUGCAGUAAUCUGAUAAAACCCUCCACAGAGAUUUCCAACAAAACAGGAACUAAAACACAAGAUGAAGAUUAUGAUGAUGAUUAAGCUCUGCUUCUUCUCCAUGUCCCUCAUCUGCAUUGCACCUGCAGAUGCUCAGACAGAAGGAGUAGUGUUUGGAUAUAAAGGCAAAAAUGGACCAAACCAAUGGGGACACUUAAACCCUCACUUCACCACAUGCGCGGUCGGUAAAUUGCAAUCUCCAAUUGAUAUUCAAAGGAGGCAAAUAUUUUACAACCACAAAUUGAAUUCAAUACACCGUGAAUACUACUUCACAAACGCAACACUAGUGAACCACGUCUGUAAUGUUGCCAUGUUCUUCGGGGAGGGAGCAGGAGAUGUGAUAAUAGAAAACAAGAACUAUACCUUACUGCAAAUGCAUUGGCACACUCCUUCUGAACAUCACCUCCAUGGAGUCCAAUAUGCAGCUGAGCUGCACAUGGUACACCAAGCAAAAGAUGGAAGCUUUGCUGUGGUGGCAAGUCUCUUCAAAAUCGGCACUGAAGAGCCUUUCCUCUCUCAGAUGAAGGAGAAAUUGGUGAAGCUAAAGGAAGAGAGACUCAAAGGGAACCACACAGCACAAGUGGAAGUAGGAAGAAUCGACACAAGACACAUUGAACGUAAGACUCGAAAGUACUACAGAUACAUUGGUUCACUCACUACUCCUCCUUGCUCCGAGAACGUUUCUUGGACCAUCCUUGGCAAGGUGAGGUCAAUGUCAAAGGAACAAGUAGAACUACUCAGAUCUCCAUUGGACACUUCUUUCAAGAACAAUUCAAGACCGUGUCAACCCCUCAACGGCCGGAGAGUUGAGAUGUUCCACGACCACGAGCGUGUCGAUAAAAAAGAAACCGGUAACAAAAAGAAAAAACCCAAUUAAAAUAGUUUUACAUUGUCUAUUGGUUUGUUUAGAACCCUAAUUAGCUUUGUAAAACUAAUAAUCUCUUAUGUAGUACUGUGUUGUUGUUUACGACUUGAUAUACGAUUUCCAAAUUUACUAUGUGGUGUUGUGAGAUAUGUUCUACAUUGAGACAACGUGAAUAACUAAUAUCAUAUUUAGUAUAAUAAGAAGUUAAGAACAAAUGAAUUAGAUGUCG
Molecule: messenger RNA, 2010 nt
Organism: Arabidopsis thaliana (thale cress)
Lineage: Eukaryota; Viridiplantae; Streptophyta; Magnoliopsida; Brassicales; Brassicaceae
Gene: ACA1
Product: alpha carbonic anhydrase 1
Exons: 6
Coding region: 939-1793 (284 amino acids)
Cellular component (GO): chloroplast stroma; endoplasmic reticulum
Molecular function (GO): carbonate dehydratase activity; zinc ion binding
Source: RefSeq, marked reviewed